UUUCUCGUCAAAGCGUCGUGCUUGCUGUGGAAUCAACAAUUACUUUGCCUCGAUGGUACCUUGAUGAAUACAUUCCUUCACAAAGGCCAUCCCAGCAACCAGUCAUAUGUUCAAGAUGUAUCUAUGAUUCCACGGACUUCCCUCCGCAGGUGUAUAGAGAUCUUGGCAGCACUUAUCUUGAUCGAGCAUGCCGCCCCGCUAGCCUUUUCCCCCCAUCCGCACCCACCAUCCUGGAUAUCGGCGAACCUCAGUCCGCAAUGCGCCCGAUCUGAACAGUCAGGGAGCGUGUCAUGUUUGCUAAUUUCGAGCUGUCUUCCGGCGGAUUGGUUGCGGCGGACAUCAAGCCAAAGCGGACGCGUACGGAUCUGGGUUGUCUACCGUGUCGAAGAAAGAAGAAGAAGUGUGAUUUGGCAAAGCCUUUCUGUGUUCGUUGUCGAAAGAGUAUCGGCAAUGUUGUCUGCGAGUGGCCUGCACAUGCGGCGCCGUUGGUUACUCAAGAUGAUAGACCUCAGCCUGUUCCGGACUUCAAUGUUGGCCAGAAUCCUGUGCCUCUGCUGAGAGACCCUGAUUCUCCAUCCGAGACGACAUUGGUACUUCGAGACAAGGAACCGAUCAGUCAUCGCGGUAAAUCGAUCUCAAAUACGAGGGAAGACGUCUGGAGACCGCCGUCACCACAGGAUAACAUAGAGAAUGCCAUCACUGUCAGGCUUCCCGAGGGUGUCAAAAAGGUGACACCGAAAUUGACAUCAAGUCAAUUGAUUCAAAUCACGACAACUUUCGACAAUGCCAUCAUAUCGCCGGACAAUGGAAGUCUCGACGAAUCGGCUUCGUCUCUAUGUCUGCCAUUAUGCAUACAGAACUCAGCACUCAUGCAUGCAUGGUUGUGCUGCGGCACUGCUUUUGUGACAAGAGCACGACCAGAUGGUAUUCGAAGAGCGCUUAUCCAUUAUCAGCAAGCAGUCCAAGGGCUCGCCACUGCCUUGAGCGUGACUGGCCUGACAUCCCCAGAAUGGAAAGUCGCCACAACCCUAUUGCUGCAUACUUUCGAGUCCAUGAGCCCUAGAGCCGAUGAUCCCGCACACAUGAGAGUAGCACAUCUCAACGGCGCCCACAAUCUGGUCCGCGCAAGCAUGAUGAACAGACCCCCAUCUUCAAUGCACGAGCUCCUAGUCCUCGAAGCCUACUCCUUCCGCACAGUCCACAAUAGACUCUUUCAACCUUUUACCUCCUUACCUUACGACCACAUCGAGAAACUCUUCGAAGCCAUGUGUCUACCCGGAAGUCCUCGACGAGAUAUGAUUCGCACAUGGCGUAAGUGUCCCUGGGUAGGCAUGUGUGCUCCUCUCUUCGAUAUUGCGUUCAAACUAUGCUGGCUGAGGGAUAGACUACCCUUGCAAGGAAGAGACCUAAUCGAUGCAAUCUCUUUAUCAACAAGAAUCAUGAACUGGCGAGCACCUGUGGAAGCACCGGAAGAUCUCUUCGACGUCGUUUCCGGCACCGCAGACACUUUUAUGAUGAAGAACCUUCUCUCGGCCAAAGCUUGGUAUUACGGCUGCCUAUUCCUAUCACAUAAGCUGCUAAACCCAAACAACGGCCCUUUUGAUCCAGAUCUCGUCGCCAUCUCCAGACAAAGUCACAAAGUCUUUCAACAACUGAAUCUUCUCCAAGGUGCUUCUGCACUUCUCCUCUGGCCAAUAUUCCUAUUGGGUAUCGGGGCUGUCACACCAGCUGAUCAAACCACCUUCACCAGUGCAAUUGUUUCUUGUGCUCCUAGAGCGGGUCCUGGUACUAUUUUACGCACUACACAGCUUUUACACUGGGCGUGGGCUCAGGAUGAUAAACUCGAAGCGGGAUUCCUGGGCUCGGAUAUCGUUCUCCAGACUGACAUUCUCCGGCAAUUCUUCAUGUGAAGAAGGGGCAAGUUUGUAUCGAUAUAUGAGCACUUGGACGAACAAGCUCGUACAUCGCAGGCUCUCAAAUCACGAACUGUUCAGUUUUCGCAAAUCUACAUGGGGGAGUGGCGCUGGCGUCUGUCUCCCUUACCUUCCAAUUUUACUCUUCGUACACCAUGUCGAUCUCUCAUUAUUGAACAUUCUUGAG
Molecule: messenger RNA, 2100 nt
Organism: Aureobasidium subglaciale EXF-2481
Lineage: Eukaryota; Fungi; Ascomycota; Dothideomycetes; Dothideales; Saccotheciaceae
Exons: 4
Coding region: 291-1910 (539 amino acids)
Biological process (GO): positive regulation of transcription by RNA polymerase II
Cellular component (GO): nucleus
Molecular function (GO): transcription cis-regulatory region binding; DNA-binding transcription factor activity, RNA polymerase II-specific; zinc ion binding
Source: RefSeq, a predicted model, not a curated record